Molecule: messenger RNA, 1323 nt
Organism: Schistocerca nitens (vagrant locust)
Lineage: Eukaryota; Metazoa; Arthropoda; Insecta; Orthoptera; Acrididae
Product: cytochrome P450 4g15-like
Exons: 5
Coding region: 1-1323 (440 amino acids)
Molecular function (GO): iron ion binding; oxidoreductase activity, acting on paired donors, with incorporation or reduction of molecular oxygen; monooxygenase activity
Source: RefSeq, a predicted model, not a curated record
AUGUCUGCUGGCUCUAGGUUCUACGUAGGGCCCAAGCUGUUCGUGGUGGUGACGCAGCCCGAGGACGUGAAGGCGGUGCUGGUCGACUGCAGACAGCGCCAAAGGGACCCCUACUUCUUGCGGCCCAUGCGCUUCUUCAUCGGAGAUGGGCUCAUCACAAACAAGGCUGACGUCUGGAAGGCACACCGCAAGAUAGUCCUGCCGACGUUCCACACUGAGGUGCUGGGCCGGUUCAUGGGAGCGUUCAACGAGGCGGGCCGCUUCGUGUGCGAGCGGCUGUCUGCGGCGGAGGGCACAGAGCUCAACGUGUACCCCACGUUCUUCCAGUCCGCUCUCCGGACCCUCACCUCCACCCUGUUCGGCGUCGGCCUGGACCAGCUGGAACCAGACCACAGCAAGCAGGUGCACUUCGCUACGGAGUUUUACAAAUCCAUGAAAGCAAUCCAGCGCAUAGUGUUCCGGCCGUGGCUGCAGGUGGUCUGCAUGGUGUCGACUGCACUGGGCGCGCGCUGGCUGCGGGAGCGCAAGGGCCAGAUCCACCGGCUGGUGGCGCGCGGCAUCGCCUACAAGAGGCAGCACCCCGGCGGCGACCGCGAGCCGGCCAAGAGGCGGCCGCUGGCCGAGGUGCUCAUCGCGCCGCACGGCCAGCUGCUGCUGUCGCCCCAGGAGGUCCACGACGAGGUAUGCACGUUCGCCAUGGCGGGCACAGAAACGACUGCCUCCACGCUGGGCUUCGCCCUGUCGCUACUGGGACUUCACCCCGAGUGGCAGGACAUCGCUCAAAAAGAGUUCGACGCCGUCUUUGGGAGUGGAGACGACUAUCUGAGGCCCUGCACCUUGGAGGAUCUCUCACAGCUCACUGUCAUCGACAGCAUCGUCAAGGAGACGCUGAGGCUGUUCUCGGUUGUGCCAACACUUCCACACUACGCAAGCGAAGACAUCCAGCUUGCGGGCGGUCGCUACACGGCCUCUCGCGGCAGCUGCGUGCUGCUGGCGCUGUGCCUGCUCCAGCGACAGCCACACCUCUUCCCAGACCCAGACAAGUUCGACCCGGGCCGCUUCCUGGAGGGUGGUUCUGCCCGCUCCAGGUUGCCGUACAGCUACGUGCCGUUUGGCGCCGGGUCCCGCAUGUGUGUGGGUGCGCGCUUCGCCCAGUUGGAGAUAAAGACUGUGUUGACUUCGGUGCUGAGAAGGUUUCACAUUUUACCUGGGUCCAGCAGAGAAGAGCUGGAAGAGGUGGCGUUGGCUGUCACUGGACUGCCCCUCAGUGGACUUAGGGUCUCUUGUGUGCCGCGAAACAACCUACCAGUGCGUUCAACAUAG